This is a messenger RNA of Poecile atricapillus (Black-capped chickadee), 1839 nucleotides long. RefSeq lists its product as uncharacterized. Gene Ontology annotation, biological process: SCF-dependent proteasomal ubiquitin-dependent protein catabolic process. The coding region runs from base 228 to 1826 and encodes 532 amino acids. The transcript has 5 exons. The record is from RefSeq and is a predicted model, not a curated record. Gene Ontology annotation, cellular component: SCF ubiquitin ligase complex. NCBI's taxonomy places the organism in Eukaryota, Metazoa, Chordata, Aves, Passeriformes, Paridae.
AUUUCCCAAAGUGAAGCCAAGGAAAGGGCGGGGCGCGCAAUGGCGGGGCCAGGCCCGGGGAGGAGGAUGAGGAGGAAAACGAGAGGGAGGAGGAAGCAGCGCGACGGGAUCAGUCGGGACGAGCCGCGGCUGGGAGCUGUCGGGACACCGCCCGGGCGUGCCCUGUCCCGGUUAACACCGGGAUCCCGUGCUCCCGGAGCCGCCGGUGCCCGCCGGGAGCUGCGGGGAUGCCCCGGCGGCGGGCAGUGCCCACGCUGACCACGCUGUGCCUGCAGAGCCUGGCCCAGCACAUGCAGAGCCUCUGGGCCAAGGACUACAGCGACAAUUACCUGGACGAGUACGAGUUCCGCUUCCUCGUGGGCCCCUUCAACGACCUGGCCUGCGGGCUGGUGCAGGAGCUGCUGCAGCUGCUGGGGACGAGCCGGCGGCUGUCGCGCGCGGCGCUGCACCUGCUGCUGCUGCCACACCUGCGCCAGCUCAGCCUGCGGGCCUGCCCCGCGCUCGCCAACAACGCCCUGGGACACCUGAUCGUGGUGCGCUGCCAGGGCCUGAGCGUGCUGGACCUGGGGGGCUGCGGGCGGCUCUCGCCGUCCGUGCUGGUGGACGUGGCCGAGGGGCUGCCGCGCCUGAGCCGCCUGGGGCUGGCCCACACCCAGGCCAACAUCCAGGUGCUGUCGGCCGUGGGCUCCUGCUGCCGCCACCUGCGGGAGCUCGACGUGUCCGGCUGCAAGAAGGUGACGCCGCGUGCCCUGCGGCACCUGGGCUACGACCCCACGGCACGGAGCCCCAGCUGCCCCGCGCUCCGCGUCCUGCUGGCCCGCGACCUGGAGCACCCCGGGGAUGGGGACACGGUGGCUGCCGUGGCCUUCCUGCUGCUGGCCCUGCCGUGCCUGGAGGUGCUGGCACACGGCGCCCUGCCGGAUGCGCUCCGGCUGCUCCGCUCGCCGCAGCUGGACGACAACGAGGACUCUGAGGGUUUCCCCUCGCUGCGGGAGCUGGUUCGGGGCCGGGGGGCUGCGCCGGAGGGACCCCCGAUCACGCUGCCCCUGCGGCAGCUGGAGGAGGUGGAGGAGGAUGUUCUGGGCACCGUGCACGCCGUGUGUCCCCAGGCCGAGGAGGUCAGCGUGUGGCUGGGGGACAGUCCCGGCCCCUCGGGGCUCCGGGAGCUGCUGGGCUGGAAGUUCCUGUCCCGGCUGACGCUGGGCUGCUCUGGGCGGCACGGCCGGGCGCUGGCAGAGGUGCUGCCCCUGGCACAGGGCCUGGGCACCCGCCUGCACACCCUGACCCUGCACGGCUUCAGCUGCCGGGACCCGCUCUCGCUGCCCGGCCUGCUCGCCAGCUGUCCCAGCCUGCAGAGCUUCAGCGCCGAGCUGGAAGUGCCACCGGACCCCAACGCCCACCACGAGCCCCUCGAGGAACCCCCCGGUGGCUGGGCCACCGACCUGCUGCCCCACGGGCUGCCCCAGCUCCGGAGCUUCUCUCUGACUCUGACCGAGCCCGUGCCGGCCGCGCACCGGCCGGUGCUGUGCUCCACGCUGGCCUCGCUGCUGUGCGGGGCCCCGCAGCUGCACACCCUGCGCCUGCUGGCCGUGCCCUUCCCGCUGGACUCGCUGCUGGAGCCGGCGCUGGCGCUGCGGGAGCUGCGGGAGCUGGCGCUGGCCGAGAGCCGCGUGUCCCCCGGCACCGUGUGGCAGCUGCUGGCCUCCGACGGGCCCCUGCGGCGCCUGGACCUGUCCCGCUGCCCCGACAUCCACCGGCGCGACUACGACGGCUUCCUGCAGGCCGUGAGGAAGCAGCGGCUGGAGCUGGACAUCACCUGGGAGUAGCGGCACCAGCGCG